Molecule: messenger RNA, 4926 nt
Organism: Morone saxatilis (striped sea-bass)
Lineage: Eukaryota; Metazoa; Chordata; Actinopteri; Moronidae
Gene: actn2b
Product: actinin, alpha 2b
Exons: 21
Coding region: 229-2913 (894 amino acids)
Biological process (GO): muscle cell development; actin cytoskeleton organization
Cellular component (GO): cell junction; cortical actin cytoskeleton; plasma membrane
Molecular function (GO): calcium ion binding; actin filament binding
Source: RefSeq, a predicted model, not a curated record
GCUUGUUCAUCUGUGGCAACCAGGGCCAGACGUCUGUCAGGUCGGGAGGACAAGGGCAAGCGUGAGAGAAAGAGAAGAAGUAACAGCUCGGAGAGAGAGAGAGAGAGAGAAGAGAGAAAGUCAGGAAACUAUCCCGUCCUCAGCAUUAUAGUUGACCCAGCUGUCCGUCCUGAAGGACAACACGCAGUUGAGUUUCGUGGGAACAGAAGUUAACAGCACAGUACAGUUAUGAUGACCCAGGUGGAGACCACGGUGCACUAUGACAACGGCUACGAGGAGGAGUAUAUGUUACAGGAGGAUGAGUGGGACAGAGACAUGCUGCUUGACCCUGCCUGGGAACAACAGCAGAGGAAAACCUUCACGGCCUGGUGUAACUCCCACCUGAGGAAAGCUGGUACUCAGAUUGAAAAUAUUGAGGAGGACUUCAGGAACGGACUGAAACUCAUGCUGCUCCUGGAAGUUAUCUCAGGAGAGAGGUUACCUAAGCCAGACAGAGGGAAGAUGCGGUUUCAUAAGAUUGCUAACGUCAACAAAGCGUUGGACUUCAUCACAAGCAAAGGAGUGAAACUGGUCUCCAUUGGAGCUGAAGAGAUUGUGGACGGGAAUGUUAAGAUGACUCUAGGAAUGAUCUGGACUAUCAUCCUCCGCUUUGCCAUCCAGGAUAUUUCUGUGGAAGAAACAUCUGCCAAGGAGGGUCUCCUCCUGUGGUGUCAGAGAAAGACUGCCCCCUACAGGAAUGUCAAUGUCCAAAACUUCCAUGUCAGCUGGAAGGAUGGCCUGGCCUUCUGCGCCCUGAUUCAUAGACACAGACCCGACCUCCUCGACUACUCUAAGCUCAACAAGGAUGAUCCUCUGGGGAACCUGAACCUGGCUUUUGACAUAGCCGAGAAACACCUGGACAUUCCCAAAAUGCUGGACGCAGAAGAUAUCAUCAACACCCCUAAGCCUGAUGAAAGAGCUAUCAUGACCUAUGUGUCCUGCUUUUACCAUGCUUUUGCUGGAGCUGAGCAGGCAGAGACAGCUGCCAACAGGAUCUGUAAGGUGCUCGGUGUAAACCAGGAGAAUGAGAAAAUGAUGGAGGAGUAUGAGAGACUGGCCAGUGAGCUGCUGGAGUGGAUACGACGCACCACUCCCUGGCUGGAGAACCGGACCCCAGAGAAGACCAUGGCAGAGAUGCAGCGGAAGCUGGAGGACUUCAGGGACUACAGACGCCAGCACAAGCCCCCUAAAGUGCAGGAGAAGUGCCAACUGGAAAUUAAUUUCAACACCCUGCAGACCAAGUUGCGCAUCAGCAAUCGCCCUGCCUUCAUGCCCUCUGAGGGGAAGAUGGUAUCUGAUAUAGCCAGUGCAUGGCAGGGCCUGGAGCAGGCAGAGAAAGGCUUCGAGGAGUGGCUCCUUACAGAGAUCCGUAGGCUGGAGAGGCUGGACCACCUGGCUGAAAAGUUUCGCCAGAAAGCUACCAAUCAUGAGAACUGGGCCAGCGGUAAAGAACUGAUCCUUUCCCAGAAGGACUAUGAAACAGCUACCCUGACAGAAAUCAGAGCAUUGCUUCGAAAACACGAGGCCUUCGAGAGUGACUUGGCAGCCCACCAGGACAGAGUGGAGCAGAUUGCAGCCAUUGCACAGGAACUAAAUGAGCUGGAUUACCACGACGUGGCUGCUGUAAACCAACGCUGCCAGAGCAUCUGUGACUUGUGGGACAAGCUGGGAACCCUGACUCAGAAGAGGAGAGAGUCACUGGAGCGGACAGAUAAGCUGCUGGAGACUAUUGAUCAGUUGUUCUUGGAGUUUGCCAAGAGGUCGGCUCCUUUCAACAACUGGAUGGAAGGAGCUAUGGAGGAUCUGCAGGACAUGUUCAUAGUGCAUACAACCGAAGAGGUCCAGAGUCUAAUUGCAGCUCACGAGCAGUUCAAAGCUACUAUGCCUGAGGCAGAUGCAGAGAGACAGGCCAUCAUGGGAAUCCACAGUGAGGUGCAGAAAAUUUCCCAGAGCUAUGGGAUCAAGGCCAACAUUAUCAACCCGUACAGCACCAUCACAAUUGAGGAGCUUCUCAACAAGUGGGAAAAGGUGAAGAAGCUGGUUCCUCAGAGAGAUGGUGCCCUUCAGGAGGAGAUGGCACGCCAGCAUGCCCAUGAGAGGCUGAGACGGCAGUUUGCUGCCCAGGCUAAUCUUAUUGGACCCUGGAUACAGGCCAGGAUGGAGGAAAUUGGGCGCUGCUCCCUGGAGAUAGGAGGCACCCUGGAGGACCAGAUGACCCAGCUGAAGCAAUUUGAGCACGUCAUUGUUGCAUACAAGCCCAACGUCGACAAGUUGGAGGGAGACCACCAGCUGAUCCAGGAGUCGCUGGUGUUUGAUAACAAACACACCAACUACACUAUGGAGCAUAUCCGUGUCGGGUGGGAGCUGCUCCUCACAACCAUCGCCCGAACCAUCAAUGAGAUUGAGACCCAUAUACUGACCCGGGAUGCCAAAGGCAUCAGCCAACAGCAGAUGAAUGAAUUCAGAUCCUCUUUCAACCACUUUGACAGGAAGAAGAAUGGCGCAAUGGAGACUGAUGACUUCAGAGCCUGCCUCAUCUCUAUGGGUUAUGACUUGGGCGAGGUGGAAUUUGCCCGUAUAAUGAUGCUGGUGGACCCCAAUGCUACCGGAAUCGUCUCUUUCCAGUCUUUCAUAGACUUUAUGACCAGAGAGACUGCUGACACAGACACUGCCGAGCAGGUUGUGGCAUCCUUCCGGAUCCUGGCAACUGACAAGCCCUACAUACUAGUGGAGGAGCUGAGAAGAGAACUCCCCCCUGAACAAGCAGAGUAUUGCAUCAUGAGGAUGCCGCCUUACGCUGGCCCUGGAGCACCACCAGGGGCACUGGACUACACUGCCUUCUCCACUGCCCUCUACGGAGAGAGCGACCUUUAACCAGCUAAAAAAACCUUUAAUCUACUGACCGUUUACCUAACAACCCCCCCCCUACCCAAUCCCCUUGCUUUCCAUCUCUUGAUAAAUUUAAGGAAUAUAAGAAAGUUGGAUCAAAUAUGUUGAAUGAAAUGUGUUUUUGUUCAUUAGUUUUCUGAAGCAUUAGACUGUCUACAAUCAUGCAGAGCAUUGUCAUGUGUCCUGGUCCUCUUGGGACAAAACAUGCCCCCGAAACAAACAGAAACUGCCAUGUUCAAAUGAUCUUGUGAGAAACAAUGCACUGUACAUUUUAUCUUGUGUGUUAAGGUAUUUUUGCAGAAAGUAGGCUUCAGUGAAGAAGGUAAAGCUAAAAGAAAAAUGUACUCCAUCAAAAAUGCAGAUCACUUAAUACAACAACAGGAUUGUGGUGUUUCUGUAUUUUAUCAGCCAAAGAAAUUGGACAUGAAAAUCCUGUUUCGUUUAGCAAUGAUGUGUAUUGUUUUCACGUUUCCUCACAGUGCCUUUGUUUUGGGAAUACAGUCUUCUGAUAAGGCAUUUUGAGAUGUUUAAAGUGAGUUACAGUUUGCAAAAGCAAUUUCAGACCUACUGCCAUACAACAAUAAACGGUUUAGAAAAUGGGUUCCCAAAGGCCAAAAAUAUACAGUACCAACAGAGAAAAAGUGGGCGAAACCACAUGAAUGCAAAAGUAAAUGUUUACAAUUGCUCAGUGGUUUAAAGGCAGAGAACAUGGAAGACUGAAUGUGCGGUAUUCAUGAGUAAUGUGUUUUAAGAUCAAAAUUGAGAUAAAGGCAGCAAUAAAACAUGCUAAUGCUUACGUAUGCCUAUAAAUAAGAUCAAUAAACUCCAAAAAUAAACACACUAAUAAGAAAAUAAUCAUCAAAUUAAGCACAACAGAUCAAGUCCUUAUUGAUACCAGCCCUGAAAAACUGAAAGUUUUUCCACUGUAUAAUGCAGGACAUGGCCAUUGUAUGGCACACAUGACACCUCUGUUAUGUGAUAUUGUGUCUAGAAUCUUAUUAUAGAUAUAAUUUUUUAAUUUGUAUUUUGGCUGCCAAAUAAAUUGUGCUGGCAUUCUUCUGUCUUUUUCCCAACUAUUUCCAGAGACGUGUAAACACUUCUUGUUCGUUCUCGAGGAAGUUUUGGCUUAAAAAGCAUCACUUAUGUAAACUCCAUAUUUAGCCAUCUCCGUGUUGUGUGCCUUUUAUUAUGUGUGCUGACUAAAUAUGUUUACUUUUGUAGUCAAGCUGUUUCUCAAUUUUCCCUUCCUGACACAUAAGACAUAUUGUUAGUAGAAAUAUACACUGAUCCCUGAUUUGUCCAUAUCACACAGCUGUUUGGAUACAUGUUACCUUGCAGUAUACUUAUCCUCUAUACUGUUUGAGCAUAAACUGAAGCUAUAGUAUUUAAAGAAUGUGCAUAUUGCCAUACACAAAUAGAGUAUUUAAAUAGACUGUAGUGGCAAUGAUUUAACCGAAAAUGUGCUGGUUAUGCUCAUGCUCAUAACACUUGCUAAAUCUAUGCAAAUGACUUCCUGCUAGAACAAUCUGUGUAAUGCUCUUAAUGAAAAAGAAUGAUAAAUCAAACAUUUUGUGUUCUUGAUUUCACACCCUUUGGCAGUUUGUGAAUCAUGCAAGAGUGCUAAAAUACUGUGGAAGUUAUCAAACUAAUGACAUUUUCUGUAAAGAGGAUCGUUGGCCAUUUCACAAAAACUGAACACGAGGCACUGGAGCACACUUUUAAUUUAAUACUCUAUUUAGAUGCAAGCAAUCCCCUUUAAAAAGAAAAGCUGCCACUGAUCUGAUCUCUGUGGAUACAAGAGGUAUUCUCAUAUCGAGUGAACGCUUUGAUUUGUUGUAUUUUGGUAGGAAAAUAAAGAUACUCAGGCAGUACUGACACCUUGAAGACUUUUGAUGACUCUGUUAUCAACAAAUUCAUUAAGUUAAUCUUUGUACUUGAGGGUAACGGACUAAUCAAAUAAACUGUUUGUGACUAAUUCAAACAUUUAUUUCAAACAGA